Toxoplasma gondii ME49 is the source of this 5121-nucleotide messenger RNA. RefSeq lists its product as hypothetical. Lineage: Eukaryota; Apicomplexa; Conoidasida; Eucoccidiorida; Sarcocystidae. Gene Ontology annotation, biological process: RNA processing. The record is from RefSeq and is a predicted model, not a curated record. The transcript is spliced from 2 exons. The coding region runs from base 382 to 4806 and encodes 1474 amino acids. Gene Ontology annotation, molecular function: adenosine deaminase activity; RNA binding.
GAAAAAACGAAUUUCUUGUGGCGGAGUUGCCGCAGGUAUUAUGGAGGGAAUGCGGUCCGAGACGUCGCUUCUACAGAAGCUGCCUGGAGUGUCUUGCGAAGGAGACACCACAGCGAAGCCGCUUCGGUGCGGGACGAAGGACUUCAACGUUGAAAAUAAUCUGAUUUUUCAGUCUUGAAGAUCCUUGAACUUUGCAUGUUGAGCAAAAACAGAUCCUGCAACGAAACACUCGACAAAGACUCCAGGAGAGUAGAAAUGGAUGUUGAUUUCUCGUCUAUGUCCCAACGUGAGGAGACAGCUCUCACAAAAAGACAGCAUCGGGCGAACGUCGACCACAAGGAUAGACACCCCGAAGCCUUGGAGAGCGGCAAGUGACAACGGAUGUUGUUUUUUUCUCCCUUCAUUGUUUCAAUGUUUGGAUGCUCAACUUUUGCUUCCGAUCUCCCAUCUCUGCCUCUUCCUCUGUUGUCUCUCUCCCCCUCUGUUGCACCUCUGCUCGGUGGCGUCGAAACUAUCUGUCUUCUUCUCUUCCCCCCCGCUCCAAUUCUCUAUCUUCUUCUCUUUCGUUCUCUCGCGUCUUCUCCAGGCUGCGUCUCGCCUCCUUCAUUCUCUGCCUGGUUCUUCGCUCCCUUCCUCGAUCGCCGCUCUCUCUUUGCCGUCUUGCCCAUCCCUUCCUGCGCGAUGUCUGCUUCCUCAGACUCUCCGUCGCUGUCUCCUGAGGCAAGCGCCGCCUCUCGGUCUCUCGGGGACAGGGUCGCAGAGUGUCUCUUCAGCGUCUUUGCCAGCGCUGUUCCGAGACGAGGGAAGCCGGACGCAGCGACUGGCGAAUGGACUGUCUUAGCAGGAUUCGCGCUGGAGAUUGGAGAAGAGGAAGCGGAGGAGAGGAGAGCACACAGUGAAGGUUGCCGCCUUGCACAUCGAGAGAAGGACCAGCAAGAGCGAGAACAACUGCCUCUUCUUCAAACGCCCGACGUCACUCUUUCUUUCUGCUCGGACCCACAGAGGUCUCAGGAUCCAGAGCUCCACCCAGUCAAACUGACAGGCGCACACCCACCUUCUUUUUCUUCUGCUUCCUUCUCCUCAUCUCCCUCUUCGUCGUCUUCCGUUCAUGCGUUUCGGUCAUCGGUAUUUUCCCCUCUGGUGGUGGCGACGGGGUCUCGCUGCAUCGGGCGCUGUCGACUUCUUCCCCCUGCGAGUCUGCCUCUGCGCAGCUGCGCCCAGCAUCCCCACGAGACGCAAGGCUUCCCUGACCUCGCUGGCAGGCUUGUCUCAGGACCUCCUUCGAACACUGUCGCCUGCGAAGCAAGCGACAGAGUUUCUCCAACUUCAACUGCUGUCUCGCCACUGCUCUACUGUCUCGACACCUCUCCGUCUCGGCCUCCGGCGUCGGGCAAAAAGACGGAGAGUCUCAAGAGCGCGAAGUGCUCACGGAGGGCGUCGUUGUCUCCUGAACGCAGGGACGGUCCUGUCUCUUGUCGUUCGAAGGAGAGGGACAAGGCGGCCGUCGUGGACCGCACAGAAGAGUCGCAUGCAUGGGCGGAGUCCCCUGCUUCGAACGCACCAGUCGGAACUGAUGGAGGCACUCUGACGGUGCGUGGAGGCCGCGGCGGAGACUUGCAGCCUCUGUGUGAAGGCAGACGUUCCGACGCGUCUUCGUUUCUCUGUUGCUCCUCGUUUUCGCCCUGUGCGGGGAUUCGCUCUGAAGAGACCUCGUCGGCUUCUCCCUCCUCGUCGCCGUCUUCUUCGUCGCCUUGUUCCCGAGAGUGCUCAAGUUCUUCCUGCGAUGGUGCCUCCAGUGAGAAAAUGAAACACAGACGAGUCGCGCCGUCGGAGCCUCCGAUCUCUGUCGAGGAGGAACCCGCGAAAGACCCUGAGAGGCGACAAGCGCCCCCCGCGGCUUCCUUCGCUUCUCCCUUCCCGCCUCAGGUGUACAGACAGUGGACGCAGGGAAGCUGCGUCUGCGUGCAUGUCUCCCAUGCCGAGGUGCUCGCCAGGAGGGCGCUGAAGCGGUAUUUAGUGCUCGGCAUGCUCUCGCAGUUGCAUGCGUUUCUCGGUGAAAGUCGCAGGCGAGUUCUGCGGAUCCAAGAGACUCUGGCGGCAGUCGAAGCUUCGAGGGCAAGAACGAGGGAAACGGAGAGGAGUCCGGUGGCGCAGAACAGGCGAGGCCACAAUCCUGCAGCCAGAAGAGGCGAAAGGGCAUGCGACACUCUGGCGAGGGAAUCUAAGGACGAAGAGAAAAAAGUCGAGCGCUUCGCCAGAGAGCAGAAAGAGGUCGAAGGAGGCGAGGAGGCGGAGCCAGGAGAGGCGGCGAGCCGAGGGAACCUUGUGGGAGAAGGGGAGAUACAAGCGAGCGAUGAAGAUGCAGCUGCUGCAAGGGAGGAAGGUGACCUCAAUACUAAUUCAGUGCCGCAUCUGAAGGCUGAAAGUCGGCUUCUACGCAACUUAACUGAAGACGUGCAUGCGCUAGCUCUUUUUCUUCUUCACCCUUUUCCAUCUUCUCUCGGUUUCCUCUCUUCUUCGCAGAAUCCGCGCUGCUCUUCACUUGCUGUCACCGGAGAAGAAACAGGAUCUGGAGGACUGGGUCUCCCGAGCGGGCGCCAGCCGGGCCGGAGUCAGCGCGACGACGAACGCGUAGCCAAGGCAGGAGACAAAGUCUGGAUCGAGUUCGUUCCGCUUUCUCUCAGUUUUCGAACGAAAGGGGACGUGCGUCUCCACUUCUACGCCUCCAUGGCGCCCUGCGGGGACGCCGCGGUCGCUCCUCGCGACGUCGAAGACAAAGACCUUGACGAAACUGGAGAGGGCAGAGAUGGGGGAGACGCGGAGACCGAGAGAGAAGGCGACGCGCGAGGAGCGAAGCGUGGGGAGUUCGUCUCUGAAAAGUCCGCGACAGGCAGUGGGCUUCACGAAGGCGAACCACAUGCAGUUGGAAGUGCAGAGACAAAAGGAGACGAGUGGACAAGGAAGGAACGGGAGGGAGACGACGAAGGUACAAACGGAUAUCCAGACGACACCGAGAAGCCAAGUGGAAGGCGUAACGAGCGAAUCAGUUCCCUGGUUGAGAAUGGAAGGGAUCGAAAGUGUAGGCAGAAAAAAGAGCACAAGGAAAAGGAUUCUGGAGUCGCUUUCCGAUUUCGCCCGACAGGCGCAAAACCUGUAUCGGUUGCAGCAAGAAGCGAUGAGAGAACGAGUCUGCAGACCACGGAACAAGACCUUCUUUCCGUCCAAAGACGGGGCCUCCUGAGAUUCAAACCAGGGCGCAGCGAUCUGCCUAGCCACUUGCGAUCUGUGUCUCUGAGUUGCAGCGACAAGCUUUGGAGCUGGAACUGUCUCGGAUGGGAGGGCGCUGUCUUGUCGCGAAUUCUCUCCUCUCCACUGCUGCCGUUCUCCAUCACCGUCGGCGAGGCUUCGGUCUGCCUUUCUGCUCUGAAACUGUCGUUGGUGUGUCGCGAAAAUCCGCAUCCAGAAGGCGGGGAGGAACGGGUGUCUGCAAAGCUUGCGCCCUUGUUACUGGCUUCUCAAAGCGCCCAUCCCCGAGGGAAUGUUCCCGUCCUCGCUAAAACGACAAGCGCAAAUUGUUUUUUGGGCUCCCGCGAGGCUGCGGAGCGACGGCGAGCGACUGAGACCGAGAGAGUGUCGGCCGGCGGAGAGAUGCGGAAAAACGCAACGAAGGAGAAUCGAGAAAACGCGAGACAGAACCGGGCACUCGCCGACAAGCAGGGCACCCUUCGAGAGGCCAAAACAACAUGCGAAACCGAGUUAAAGAUGGGACAGGGUGGGAGACAAAACGGCGAGACCAAGACUGAAACAGAAGGACUGCAUGGUAGUGGAAGCACACACCUUCAGGAUCGAUCAGGGGUAUUCAGUCAGCACGAGCCGCACUCAAACACAAACGGAAAAUUCGCGGUGGAACACCCGAAGACGCAGUUGCCAAAGGCGUCGAGUAGCAGUGCACACAGUAGCGGAUCCCAAAAGAAGCGAAAAUUGAAAGAAUGGGAAGGAAAGUGUUCGCUUCCUCCCGUUCGGUCGUCCGGUCUCUCCAUCGCCUGGCACCGGGCUCCUCUCAGCGAGUUCCCGCCUUGUUACCAGGCGCUUUUGUCGCCCGAGAUCAUUCAGAAAGACGCUGGCGUACCGGCAACUUGCGUAGCGGCACCUGUCAGGGGGUUUUCUGAGGCAGUCAAAAGCCAGGAAAACGCGUCUCUGUGCUUCUGCUGUUCGUUUUCAUCGAAAACGUUUCACGAAGUCACAGUUGGCCGCAGUGGUCUGUUGCACCGGACAUUUCAGAAGCGGGCAGAAAACUGUAGCUAUCUUCACUCUGAACUCUGCAAGGCAAAUCUAGGUCGUCUUUAUCUGCAUCUGACGAAACUGACGACGGACGAGUUGCCGCGCGUGCUGAGGGAGGCACUUGCAACCCUCGCUGCUGCAGCAGAGGAACUGGAGAGCCAAAGCGUUUCUGCAGUCGAGGUCUCAAACGCAGUUUCAGUCGCAAGAAAAGUGCUCAGUGAAGUCGGUGGCCGAGGGCUGGUGCCCUUGUACCGGGAGGAAGAAACCCCGAAAUUCGGCAGAACCUACGCUGGGCCGAAAGAGAAAAGCCUUCAUGUUAAUGCGACAGAAACCAAAACGGCUACAAUCACGUACGCCAGUUUGAAAGCGAUGUCGGUCGAAUAUCGUGAAAGGAAAGCGGAAUGGCGAGCACGUGGUGGAGGCUGGCACAUAAAGGACCCAAGCUUCCAGUUCGACAACGCCAUCGGAGAAUUCGGUCCCGAUCCUUUCGACUUCAUCGUCGAGGAUCUUUCAAAGGACUCUUAGCUGCGGCGUUCGAUUAAACUGUCAUCGAUAAGAGCAGACUGGUGCUUUGGGAGUCGGCCUACUGGUCGUGUGUGGACACACUCUAGGCUUUCAAUGAAGUUGGAAACAAGCUUGCCAGUUCCACUGUAAUUACAAUUCAGUCCCGCCAUGGCGCCAUGGCAAUGCAAAUGUGGAAUGCAUGAAUGAUGCUGACGAAGAAACGGAGGUCGUGUCAUCAAUCGAACUUGUUCUAGACUUUUUUCCUGAGGUUUUUAAUUAGCACCGUACUUGAGGGAAAGGGUAUGGCCGUGUUGUUGUGUGUGUGUAUCGAGCGGC